AUGACCGUUUCCACCCCCUUAUCUUCCUCUGAGCCCUUGACUGUGCUCGUGUCAAAACGGGCGGUGCUCACCUUGCCCGAUAACAGCCUUAUCUUGUCACCAGCAACCAUAUCAGUCUCCCCUUCCACUGGGAAGAUCAUCUCCAUAACCCCAGAGGUCGUCCCGCCCUCUUCUUUCCCACCAUCAACCACGUACGUGGACCAUGGCUCCAAGCUCCUCCUGCCGGGCCUGGUCGACGCUCACGUUCACUUGAACGAGCCCGGCCGGACAGAAUGGGAGGGGUUUGCUACCGGAACCCGUGCUGCGGCGUCUGGGGGCGUGACGACCGUGAUCGACAUGCCCUUGAAUGCCAUCCCGCCGACGACAACUGUUCGGGGCUUCGAAGAGAAACUGGCUGCCAGCCAGGGGCAGUGCUGGGUUGACGUCGGCUUCUACGGUGGUGUAAUACCUGGCAACGCAGACCAGCUGGUUCCACUGGUGGAAAUGGGCGUGAGAGGGUUCAAGGGAUUCCUGAUCGAGAGUGGUGUCGACGAGUUCCCUGCCAUCUCCUCCAAUGAUAUCGAACACGCCAUGCGCGCCCUCGCCGGGCGGCCCACGACCCUCAUGUUCCACGCAGAGAUGAUCCCUCCCAUCAGCGACAGCGUCGGAGACGCCGUCCAGGCAUCACAACCACCACUCGCCCCCACAGGCGAGCUGACAGCCUACGACACCUUCCUCGACUCGCGCCCACCCGUCUUCGAGACCUGCGCCGUAGAGGAGAUCCUGUCGCUCGCCCACCUGGCACCACAGCUGCACCUGCACAUCGUGCACCUGUCCGCGACAGAGUGCAUCCCGAUCCUGAAGCAGGCCCGCAAGGCCGGCAUCAACAUCACGGCCGAGACGUGCUUCCACUACCUGGGCCUCGCGGCCGAGGACGUCGAGGACGGCGACACCAGGCACAAGUGCUGCCCGCCGAUCCGGUCGCGCAUCAACCAGGACGGCCUGUGGGCGGAGCUGUGCGCCGACGACCCCGCCGACAGCGUCAUCAAGACGGUCGUCUCGGACCACAGCCCCUGCACCCCGGAGCUGAAGCUGCUGCCGGGCCACCUGCAGCGCCCGCACCCCGCCGUCGCGGACGUCGCCGAGGGGUCGCUGAUCCACUCGGACUCGGGCGUCGACGUCACCAUGCCGGGCGAGGCCAACAAGGCCGGCGCGCGCGCCGCGGGCGAGGGCGAGGGCGCGGGCGACUUCUUCGCGGCGUGGGGCGGCAUCUCGUCCGUGGGGCUGGGGCUGCCGGUCCUGCACACGACGGCGAAGAGGCUCGGCCAGCCGCUGACCAUCCUCGACAUCGUGCGCCUGUGCUCGCAGGCCACGGCCGCGCAGGUGGGGCUGGCGCACCGCAAGGGCGGGCUCAAGGCCGGGCUGGACGCGGACGUGUGCGUGUUCGACGACGCCGAGGAGUGGACGCUCGGCUGCGGCGGCAUGCACUGGAAGAACCGGUGCUCGCCGUGGGAGGGCAAGCGGUUCACGGGCCGGGUGCGGGAGACGUGGCUGCGCGGGCGUAAGGUGUAUGAGUUCGGCGGCGCGGAUGGGGGCUUUGUCAGCGGUGGUCCUGUCGGCGAGGCUAUCGUUGAGAAGAGGACGGUGUAG
Diaporthe amygdali is the source of this 1629-nucleotide messenger RNA. RefSeq names its product allantoinase. Gene Ontology annotation, molecular function: allantoinase activity. Gene Ontology annotation, cellular component: cytoplasm. Gene Ontology annotation, biological process: purine nucleobase catabolic process. Lineage: Eukaryota; Fungi; Ascomycota; Sordariomycetes; Diaporthales; Diaporthaceae. The transcript has 2 exons. The coding region runs from base 1 to 1629 and encodes 542 amino acids. The record is from RefSeq and is a predicted model, not a curated record.